CUUCUCUGUUACUCUCUCUCAUUCCCCGAUCUUAAAACUUUUCGGGCGGCCUCUACCAAUUUGACCGCCCGGAUCUCCGCUCCGACGGCCAACAAACAACGGAAAGAGAUUUUUUUUUUCCCGCAGCCCUUCCUUGUCUCCGGCGUUUCACUUUCCUCGCCUGCAAGGAUGCCGUCGCCUCCGAUCCUACCUAUCACCCAGCCUCCUUCUCCGUCUCCAUUUUCCUCUGGAGGCUCCGUCGCCAAUUCGAUUAUGGCAACUACAUCUACUGCCGUAGACAUUAUGGUGCUUAAAGAAGACGAUGAACAUAGGACUGGAGUUCUUGUUUCUCCAUUGUUCGAUGACGAUAGGUCAAUAGCUCAUAAGCCCCUUCUUCCUAGGACUUCAAGCUAUGCCUCCUCCACAUCAACUUCCUCCUCCGGCAGCACUAUGUACAAGCAGAAGCGGAGGCGAGUCAAGAGUGAAGAAUUUUUAUCCUUUCUCUCAGGUGACGGCCGCCACCAGACUGUUGAUCAUGAUGUGGAGAAUGCCGAUGUUGAGAGAGCUGAAAGAUUUCUACUGACCCGUUUCGGUUUGAAACUCUCGAAAUACAUUCGGGUAGCAUUUAGAUGGAUUGCAAGAUUUCUGGCACUUGGUUGCUAUUCAUUUUUUCUUCUUCCAGGUUUUCUUCAAGUUGGUUAUUAUUAUUUCUCUUCCAGUCAGAUACGCAGAAGUAUACCCUAUGGUGAUAAACCAAGGAAUAAGUUGGAUCUUUAUCUUCCAAGACAUAUUGACGGCCCAAAGCCAGUUGUUGCAUUUAUCACUGGUGGGGCUUGGAUUAUUGGCUACAAAGCUUGGGGUUGUCUUUUAGGACAACAAUUAUCAGAAAGAGAUGUCAUUGUAGCAUGCAUCGAUUACAGAAAUUUUCCUCAGGGAACUAUGAGUGAUAUGAUUGAUGAUGCUUCCCAAGGUAUCUCGUUCUUGUGUAAUAACAUUAGAGAAUUUGGAGGCGAUCCAAACAGAAUUUAUCUAAUGGGUCAGUCAGCUGGAGCACAUAUAGCUGCCUGCACGCUUUUGGAGCAUGCAAUGAAAGAGGUUCGCAAAGUAGAAAGUAUCUCUUGGAGUGUGUCCCAGAUCAAAGCUUAUUUUGGUUUGUCAGGAGGGUAUAAUUUGCUCAAUCUGGUAGAUUACUUUCACUCUCGAGGUCUAUCUCGUUCUCUGUUUCUAAGCAUAAUGGAAGGAGAACAAUCCUUGAAACGAUUUUCACCUGAGUUAAUGAUCUUGGAAGAACCCAACAUAGGAGCAGCAGUCUCGAUUCUUCCUCCCAUCAUUUUAUUCCAUGGAACAGCAGACUAUUCUAUACCAUCAGAUGCUAGUAAAACUUUUGCUGAGACGCUUCAAAGCGUUGGAGUGAAAGCCGAAACAUUUUUCUACGAAGGAAAGACACAUACAGAUGUAUUUGUUCAGGAUCCAUUGAGGGGUGGGAGAGAUCAAAUGUUUGAAGAUCUUGUUGCUAUCAUCCAUGCCAAUGACGCGGAAGCGCUGGCAAAAGAUGCGGUAGCACCUCCAAGAAGACGAUUUGUACCCGAGAUUAUGUUGACGUUGGCUCGUACUGUUAGCCCCUUCUAACAACAUCAUUAUCAUCGAUAAAACUACAUCCCCAUGUGAAAUUUAGUCUCCCUCUCGUCUUAUUUGCGGUUCAUUUCUCGUAGCUGACCAAUGGAGGAAAGACAAAUUUAGCAUUCAAAUAUUUUUUUAUAAACUUAUUUACAUAAAUAUUCUGGAAAUCAUGGAAAGUAUUUACAAA
Cucumis melo (muskmelon) is the source of this 1786-nucleotide messenger RNA. RefSeq names its product isoprenylcysteine alpha-carbonyl methylesterase ICME. The transcript is spliced from 11 exons. The record is from RefSeq and is a predicted model, not a curated record. Bases 169 to 1608 code for a protein of 479 amino acids. NCBI's taxonomy places the organism in Eukaryota, Viridiplantae, Streptophyta, Magnoliopsida, Cucurbitales, Cucurbitaceae.